Messenger RNA from Ctenopharyngodon idella (grass carp), 1176 nucleotides. It is a transcript of the gene ttc9c, whose product is annotated as tetratricopeptide repeat domain 9C. The record is from RefSeq and is a predicted model, not a curated record. Gene Ontology annotation, molecular function: protein binding. The transcript is spliced from 4 exons. The coding region runs from base 167 to 841 and encodes 224 amino acids. Lineage: Eukaryota; Metazoa; Chordata; Actinopteri; Cypriniformes; Xenocyprididae.
GCGCUGUCAAUAUUCUACCGGUAGGAGGUAGUAUUGCCAAAUGUACUGCAGCAACCAUAACCACGAAGAAGAGUGUCAAAGAAUUGUAUCUUUAACGUCCCAACAAUAUUUUCGUCAUUAAACUGGCUUCUAAGCAGACUGCAACCAUAUUAAAGCUUUAAACGCCAUGGACGAAAAGGCUUUAGAUCCUACUGCAGGGGAUGAUGGGUCAGAGGCAGCAGCCAGUUCUUCGUCAUGUUUGGGAGCCACUGGAGGAUCAACUAGUUCCCGUUUGGACUCACAGCUCCAGGAGGCCAUUCGGUUAAAGACAGAGGGGAAUGCAUUCUACAGGGAGAAAAAUGUGCGCACUGCCAUCGGACGAUAUCAUCGUGCUUUGCUUGUUCUUCGUGGCCUGGACUCUGAGGUGAACGCUGCCCUGCAAGGGUUUGGGGCUCAAGUGCCUAAACUGAGCCAGGAGCAGGAGAACCUGCUGAGGAGCACUCAAGUAGACUGCUAUAAUAAUUUAGCAGCAUGUUUGCUACAGCGAGAAGUGGUGGACUAUACCCGUGUGCUAGAGUACAGUCUGAAAGUGCUCCAGUGGAGGGCAGGUGACAUUAAGGCCCUGUACAGAGCUGGUGUGGCUUCAUUAGAACUGGGUGAUGCUCAGACUGCUCGACAGUACCUCAUACAGGCCAGCAGGGGGAAACCUAACGAUGCCAAUGUAAAGAAACAGCUGCAGCGAGUGGAGGAGAGACUCAGCCAAGACUACCAGAAAGAGAAGGCACUGUACAAAGGCAUGUUCAGCAAACAGAAACAGGGUGAGGAGCAGUUAGCAGAGGAGAAGACACAGAAACUGGUCUAAAUGGACUAAUACAUGACUUAACAGGAACAUUAGAUGAACUAAGAGUUGACGGCAUCCUGAAGGAAGUGGGAUGUUUUGCCUCAGGGCAUGGAUAAUUUGCUGCAUAUGGCAUUUACUGGUGUUGAAGGUCCCAUAGCAGGAUUAAAUGUGUGGCUGAAAUCUGGUGCAAUGUGGCAGCUUGAAAGAGAAUCUUAAUGCUAUUAAAAUGUUGUAUGGCUAAGGUGCUAUCAAGCUGCUUCUGUUUUGCAUUCAGUUCUCUACAGCUGUGGGUGUUAUUUCUCUUUUAUUCCGUCUUGUUUUUUGUUUGUUCAUCCUAAUAAAUAUUUUUGAAAGAA